UUAUCCAAGCAUCCCUUCAUCUGUCCCACUAUUAGCCCAACGGUUAAGGGCGCCGGACAGACGCAGCUUCCACUCGGGUAACCGCGAUUAGAAGUGGGACCCGGAGCGCGGUUGAUUUUAGCGGGCUAGAGCAGGCAACAGUACUUGCGACCAUGCAGACUUACGCCAGGGCCUGGGGGAUGCGUCUGGGUUGCGGAGUUAGUGGCCGCCGACUGACUGGAGGCAUGGGACCGCGCUGGGUGUCUAGCGGUCGUGACAGCAAUAGCGGCGGAGGGGACAGCGGCGGGUCUGGGGCCUCGCGCCUCCUCGAGCGCCUCCUGCCUAGACACGACGACUUUGCUCGGAGGCACAUCGGCCCUGGGGACAAAGACCAGAGGGAGAUGCUACAGGCCCUAGGGCUCACGAGCAUUGAGGAACUGAUCGAGAAGACGAUACCAGCCAGCAUCCGCUUGAAAAGACCCUUGAAAAUGGAAGACCCUGUUUGUGAAAGUGACAUCCUUACAACUCUGCGUGCUAUUUCCAGCAAAAACCAGAUCUGGAGAUCAUAUAUUGGCAUGGGCUAUUAUAACUGCUCAGUGCCACAGGCAAUUUCACGGAACCUACUGGAAAAUUCAGGAUGGGUCACACAGUAUACUCCAUACCAGCCAGAGGUGUCUCAGGGCAGACUGGAGAGUUUACUCAACUACCAGACCAUGGUGUGUGACAUCACAGGCAUGGACAUGGCCAACGCAUCCCUGCUGGAUGAGGCAACUGCAGCUGCAGAAGCCAUGCAGCUGUGCCACAGACACAACAAGAGGAGGAAAUUUUUUGUUGAUCCCCGUUGUCAUCCACAGACAAUAGCUGUCAUCCAGACUCGUGCCAAAUUUACUGGAGUCCUCAUUGAACUGAAAUUACCCCAUGAGAUGGACUUCAGUGGAAAAGAUGUCUGUGGAGUGUUGUUCCAGUACCCAGACACUGAGGGGAAGGUGGAAGACUUUAUGGAACUCGUUGAGAGAGCCCAUCAAACAGGGACUCUUGCCUGCUGUGCUACAGACCUUUUAGCUCUAUGUAUCUUGAGGCCUCCUGGAGAAUUUGGGGUAGACAUUGCCCUGGGCAGCUCACAGAGAUUUGGGGUGCCUCUGGGCUAUGGGGGACCACAUGCAGCCUUUUUUGCUGUCAGAGAAAGCUUGGUGAGGAUGAUGCCUGGAAGAAUGGUGGGGGUAACAAGAGAUGCUACUGGGAAAGAAGUGUAUCGUCUUGCUCUUCAAACCAGGGAGCAACACAUUCGGAGAGACAAGGCUACCAGCAACAUCUGUACAGCUCAGGCCCUUUUGGCAAAUAUGUCUGCCAUGUUUGCAAUCUACCAUGGUUCCUGUGGGUUGGAGCAUAUUGCCAUGAGGGUACAUAAUGCCACUUUGAUUUUGUCUGAAGGUCUCAAAAGAGCAGGACACCAACUGCAGCAUGACUUGUUCUUUGAUACUUUGAAGAUUCAGUGUGGCUGUUCAGUGAAGGAAGUCUUGGAAAGGGCUGCUCAACGACAAAUCAAUUUUCGGCUCUUUAAGGAUAGUACGCUUGGUAUUUCUCUUGAUGAAACAGUUAGUGAAAAAGACCUGGAUGACUUGUUAUGGAUCUUUGGUUGUGAGUCAUCUGCAGAGCUGGUUGCUGAAAGCAUGGGUGAGGAACUCAGAGGUAUUCCAGGUACUGCCCUCAAGAGAACCAGUCCAUUCCUCACACAUCAGGUGUUUAAUAGCUAUCACUCAGAAACAAAUAUUGUUCGAUAUAUGAAGAAAUUGGAAAACAAAGACAUUUCCCUUGUUCACAGUAUGAUUCCACUGGGGUCCUGCACCAUGAAGCUCAACAGUUCAUCAGAACUCGCACCUAUCACAUGGAAUGAGUUUGCUAACAUCCACCCCUUUGUGCCUCUGGACCAAGCUCAAGGAUACCAACAGCUUUUCCAAGAACUUGAAAAGGAUUUGUGUGAACUCACAGGCUAUGACCAAAUCUCCUUCCAGCCUAACAGCGGAGCCCAGGGGGAAUAUGCUGGGCUGGCCACCAUCAGAGCAUACUUAGAUGGGAAAGGAGAGAGACACAGAACAGUUUGCCUCAUUCCGAAAUCAGCACAUGGGACCAAUCCCGCAAGUGCCCACAUGGCAGGCAUGAAAAUUCAGCCCGUCGAGGUGGAUAAAUACGGGAGUAUUGAUGCAGCUCACCUCAAGGCCAUGGUGGAUAAACACAAAGAGAACCUCGCGGCAAUCAUGAUUACGUAUCCAUCCACCAAUGGAGUAUUUGAGGAGAACAUCAGCGAAGUGUGUGACCUGAUCCACCAACACGGAGGACAGGUUUACCUAGAUGGGGCAAAUAUGAAUGCCCAGGUGGGACUUUGUCGUCCUGGAGACUUUGGGUCCGAUGUCUCACACCUAAAUCUUCACAAGACCUUCUGCAUUCCCCAUGGAGGAGGAGGCCCUGGCAUGGGGCCCAUUGGAGUGAAGAAGCAUCUUGUACCUUUUCUGCCUGAUCAUCCCGUCAUUUCAGUAAAGCCAAGUGAGGAUGUUUGGCCUGUAGGGACUGUCAGUGCUGCUCCAUGGGGCUCCAGUUGCAUCUUGCCCAUUUCAUGGGCUUAUAUUAAGAUGAUGGGAGGCAAAGGCCUUAAGCAGGCCACAGAAGUCGCCAUAUUAAAUGCAAACUACAUGGCCAAGCGAUUAGAAAAGCACUACCGAGUCCUUUUCAGGGGUGCAAGAGGUUAUGUGGCCCAUGAAUUUAUUUUGGACACAAGACCCUUCAAAAAGUCUGCAAAUAUUGAGGCUGUGGAUGUGGCCAAGAGGCUUCAGGAUUAUGGAUUUCAUGCCCCUACUAUGUCCUGGCCAGUGGCAGGGACUCUCAUGGUUGAACCCACAGAAUCAGAAGACAAAGCAGAGCUGGACAGAUUCUGUGAUGCUAUGAUCAGCAUUCGGCAGGAGAUCGCUGAUAUUGAGGAGGGCCGCAUUGACUCCAGGGUCAAUCCACUGAAGAUGUCACCACACUCCCUGACUUGUGUCACAUCCUCCCACUGGGAUCGGCCAUAUUCCAGAGAGGUGGCGGCGUUCCCACUUCCCUUUGUGAAACCGGAGAACAAAUUCUGGCCAACCAUAGCCCGGAUUGAUGACAUCUAUGGAGACCAGCACCUGGUUUGUACCUGUCCACCGAUGGAAGUUUAUGAGUCUCCAUUUUCUGAACAGAAGAGGGCCUCUUCUUAGUCUGCCUUCAAGUGACUGAUUUGAUGCUUUUCUGCAGAGUAUUUGAUAAGUAAGACCUAUUUCAUUUCUCACCCCAGAGUCAAGUAGGGGUUUUAUGUACUUUGUAUAUUUAUGUUAAGUACAGUUAUAAUAGGGAGGGAAGUUCACAUGGAAGCCUGAUUUGCUUCCUUUUCUUUGCUUCUUCAUGUAGCAGAGAAAGCAUGUUUAAGUUGCCUUGAUUGAGAGCCAUUUAAUUUUUUGCAUAGAGAAUUUUGGGUGUGUUAGGAACUUUUAACUUGUCAACAUAGAAAAUUUGCAAGUUGCAGACUCAACAGACAUAUUUUUGUUCCAAAUAAGUCCUUGUGGACUGUGCCAUCUGUGGGAAAUCCCAGGGCAAAUGUUUACAUUUUAUAUACAGUAAAGAAAUCUUUCCUGUGACUAAUGUGCUUACUCUGUUAGAGUAUUCCUGAGGUUUUUAUCUUUUUCUUUGUUUUUUAAAAAAUCUGCA
Messenger RNA from Condylura cristata (star-nosed mole), 3699 nucleotides. It is a transcript of the gene GLDC, whose product is annotated as glycine dehydrogenase (decarboxylating). Gene Ontology annotation, molecular function: glycine dehydrogenase (decarboxylating) activity; pyridoxal phosphate binding; glycine binding. Gene Ontology annotation, biological process: glycine decarboxylation via glycine cleavage system. Bases 153 to 3212 code for a protein of 1019 amino acids. The transcript has 25 exons. Lineage: Eukaryota; Metazoa; Chordata; Mammalia; Eulipotyphla; Talpidae. Gene Ontology annotation, cellular component: mitochondrion; glycine cleavage complex. The record is from RefSeq and is a predicted model, not a curated record.